This is a messenger RNA of Spodoptera frugiperda (fall armyworm), 2838 nucleotides long. Its product is annotated as probable basic-leucine zipper transcription factor P. The transcript has a single exon. The record is from RefSeq and is a predicted model, not a curated record. NCBI's taxonomy places the organism in Eukaryota, Metazoa, Arthropoda, Insecta, Lepidoptera, Noctuidae. The coding region runs from base 378 to 2138 and encodes 586 amino acids. Gene Ontology annotation, molecular function: metal ion binding.
AUUAUUAUCACUGUAUACUGAAAUCUGCAGUCUGUGGGCAAAUGACAGAAGUUUGACCGAUACAAAUCAAAACAUUCAUUCGUAAAUGUCUAAUGAAUGUCUACACUUUUAUUUUGUUAUACUACGUAUAAAAUCACUCGAAUACGACAAAAUUGAUCAAAGCAUGAAUAUUGUGAGACCAAAAUUAAUUAUAUGUAUGAAAUGUGUGUGAUUCCUGAUGUAUCACAACAUGAAUAGUGCCAGGUCCGGAACAUUCUUAGAAGGAAGGUAACGAUCAACGUCUCAACGGCUAACUAUUCUGCUGUCUUGAUAUUGAAAGAAGAGCAAACAAUGAAAACAUGUGAUUUGCUUAAUUUUUAAAGAUACUUUAAUUAAUUAUGGUCGUUACUACUAACACGGACGGUGCAAUGAGCACUUCCGACGCUGGUGAGAAGACCUACCCGGCCGCAAACUGUUACUGCAAAGAUUAUAUUCGCGGUUGUUGCACUCGAGAAAACUGCAGAUUCAUACACGUAAUACCUCCGAAGUCAUGUUUAAAGGAACUGUUCAGAUUUUGUCAUGAUUUUCAAAACAAAGGAUGUUAUAGACAAAACUGCAAAUUCAUACACAGCUCAGUAGAAGAAGAAGAAAAUUUUUAUGCUACAGGCAAGUUUCCCCAUAGUACGCGAAAUGCACCAGUGUGUCAGGCUUAUACAGUGAAUGCCUGCAACAAUCAAGAUUGUCAAUAUUUACAUCCACCUGAUGUGAGUGGACAUGAAAUUGUUCCCAUACACAAUGUACCCCCACCUCACCAGUUCACUCACCCACCGCCACCUCUGAAAGACGACGAUUCUCCUCCAGAAGCGAAAUUAAGAAGAUUUACAUAUGAAGAAAAUGGUAUUGAAAACCAAGUUUUAUCAACACAAAAUUUGUGCUCAAAUUGUGAAAAUUUAGACCAUAAAAUAAAGUUACUACAUGACAACAUUAGUGUGCUUUUGAAAAAAAUUGCAGAUUUAACAGAAAAGAAUGUGCAGUUAACUUCUAUGAAUGAAUUUUUAUUGGAACAGGCUGCCACUGUGAGAACUGGCCAGCCCUGUGUGAUCACUUCAAGACAUGGCACUUCAGCACCUGUAUCCCUGGCAACUGUCAGUGUGACACCAGUAGUGAGCCUGGCAGGAGCACUACCUACGUUAGUUCCUGCUGCAGCAACUCCUAAUUUGGCAUUGGCUCCUGCAGCCUCUCGAGCACAAUUAUUAACUCCUGCUCCACAAAUCUUAACAGUGAGCACGACACAACAGUUAAUGGGGAAUUCUGGUGCACUCAUAGUCACUAGUGCUGGAGCUCAACAAUUGAUGCAUGUCAGUGAUUCUGGUACACUCAUGGGUGGAGGGCAAACUGUUGUAGCAGUACCAGCUCAGUUGACUUUGGCACAACCUGCACAGCAACUUAUGAGCAAUGCAUCACAAACUGCUGUUCAACAACUUGUCCAGCAAUCAGCUCUACAACCACAACUAGGUCCUCAGCACCAAGCCACUCAGUAUGCAACCCAGCAAUCAGUACAACACUUGGCUGCAGCUCAGCAAUCUGCUCAGCAUCUUGCACAACAGUCAGCUCAACAUUUAGCUGCUCAGCAAUCUGCUCAGCAUUUGGCAGCCCAACAGUCAGCCCAACACUUGGCAGCCCAACAGUCUGCACAACAUAUGGCAGCACAACAGUCUGCACAACAUCUAGCUGCCCAGCAAUCUGCACAGCAUUUAGCAGUUCAACAAUCGGCACAACAUUUGGCAGCACAGCAGUCGGCACAGCAUUUGGCUGCACAGCAAUCAGCUCAACACUUGGCUGCACAGCAGUCUGCUCAGCAUUUAGCUGCACAGCAGUCGGCUCAACACUUAGCUGCUGCAGCACAACAAUCGGCGCAGCAACUAGCUGCGGCUGCCCAGCAAUCGGCGCAGCAAAUGGUGGCGCAGCAGUCGGCACAGCAACUGGCGGCUCAGCAGUCCGCCCAGCAACAGCUGGUACCCUCUGCGCAGCAGUUAGUCCAUCAAACAUCUACUCAGCAAAUUACUAUCUCUAGCACUAGUCAGCCCAUGGCAUUAAGUAAUUCUCAGGCUCAGCCUAUUACAUUCCCUAUGAUAUCACAAAGUAUUCUGCCCCAUUAAAAAAUGAUCAAUAAUUUUAUAGUUAUUGUUAAUCAAUCAUUCAUCAUUAUGGUAGUUAAUUAGUUAUGAGGCAUAGCAGUCUGAUGCUUAAAUGCAAGAAUUUAAAUAAUAUGUAAAUGAUUCUCCAAAAUAAUGUUGCUUGUCGAGAAUUUAUUGUGCUUAUAAACAAUAACGAAAGCAGUAUUUUUAUGAUAUUAUUGUAGGAGGAAUCUAGGUAGACUGUGCACGCCUAACAUAGUAUAUUGUUUAUGUUAAAGGCACCCUGAUGAUAAUUAGUUCAAGGUGAGUGUGUGCUGAUAUUACUUCAUGAUCUUACAGGGAACAUACUGCGCUUUGUUCUAAAUUUGCAAAUCUCUGGUGUAAUAGUGUCCUAAGAUUGUUUUUGUUUUUAUUUUAUAGUUUCUAACUAUUAAAUUGAACAACCUUUGUGUCUAUGUAUGACAAUGGACUUACACUGUAUUUUUAAGUGGUGUGUUGCUUUGUAUACGAUAAAUAAUGUUAGUAAUUGUUUGUUUUCAUUAGUUAUAUCAAUUUGUUUUAAUACCUAGACUGAGUAAAGCAAUCAAAUGGUAUUCUUAAUACAUUAUGUAUACCAGUACGAACUUACCAAUAUUGCUGAUUGGCUUUAGAGGACUAAGAAAUUAGGCAUGUACCUAUUCAUGUAAUUUAUUUUUAAUAUUAAAAUUUAAAUACUUCAAAA